AUGCUUUUCGUGGAUAUGCGCUCAUGGAUACUCGCUAUUCUGCUGCGGGUCGAGCACCAUUCGCUUCUCUCUCUCCAGCCUUUCUAUUUUCUUUCGCAACCCCCCAAAUUUUUCGACAUGUUCGCGUUGACGCGGAUCGCCGUUCUUACCCUUGCGCUCUCAGCAAGCCUUGCGCACGCUGCUCCGACGCCCUCGUCUUCUUCCCUUGACCAUCGCGCCGUUGAUCUCGACCUAAACCACGUUGUGAUUGGCACCGUCACUCCAAGUCCAAUUGUUGCUGCCAACGCGACGUCGCCCAGUGAUAAUGCAGUCGAUGGAUCUGUUGUAUCAUCUGACGGUGUUGCGAGGAGAGCCGGUCCCCUGCUCUCAUCUCCACUGCCUCCUCCGCCUGUUCCUCACCCCAGGGAUGCCGCUCCUCCGCCGCCCCAUAUCCGUAGGCAAGGGAAUCGAAACAACGGUGCCCGCCCUCCGCCUCCUCCAAAUACCAACAAUGCAAACCCGAAUGCACCUCCGCCCCCGAACGUGAACGCAGGCAAUAAUGGAGGAAAUCAAAACAACGGGGCCGUGGGUAAUAAUGCGGUCGGAAACAAUGGAGCGGUCGGUAACAACGGAGCAGUCGGAAAUAACAGAGUGGUCGGGAAUGCUGGAGUGGCCAACAACGCUGUCAACGCAAAUGGAAACGCAAAUACCGCCCCUCCGAAUAAACGCGCCGAUCGGGCAUGGUAUUCGCGCAGGUCGUACUUGAACCGAGUCGAAGUCUCCUAA
Molecule: messenger RNA, 765 nt
Organism: Heterobasidion irregulare TC 32-1
Lineage: Eukaryota; Fungi; Basidiomycota; Agaricomycetes; Russulales; Bondarzewiaceae
Exons: 4
Coding region: 1-765 (254 amino acids)
Source: RefSeq, a predicted model, not a curated record